CAGAUCCCCGCCUGCACGGCUGCUGACUUAAAAUGGCAGAUGGAGCAAAGGUGUUCAAGAAGACAAGCCCCAACAGCAAGCUAUCCAUCUACCUGGGGAAGAGGGACUUUGUGGAUCACGUGGACUCAGUGGAUUCUGUAGAUGGCGUCUGCCUGAUUGACCCGGAGUACCUAAAGGACAGAAAAGUGUACGUGACACUGACUUGUGCGUUUCGCUACGGCCGAGAUGACCUUGAUGUUAUCGGGUUGACCUUCAGGAAGGAUCUCUAUGUUCUGACCACCCAGAUCUUCCCACCGGUGCCGGACCAGGCACCCAAAACCCUCACUCCUUUGCAGGAGAAGCUGCUGAAGAAGCUCGGGGAGAACGCCUACCCCUUCACCUUCGAGAUUGCCACCAACCUGCCCUGCUCGGUCACCCUGCAGCCAGGACCAGACGAUGUGGGAAAGGCCUGCGGCGUGGACUUUGAGGUCAAAGGAUUUUGUGCUGAAAAUCUGGAGGAGAAAAUUCACAAGAGGAACUCGGUGCGCCUCAUCAUCCGCAAGAUCCAGUUUGCACCCCUGAAGACAGGGCCACCCCCGAAGUCGGAGACCACCCGGCAGUUCAUGAUGUCCGACAAGCCCCUGCACCUCGAAGCUUCCCUGGAUAAGGAGAUCUACUACCAUGGAGACCCCAUCAAUGUAACCGUCAACAUUAACAACACCACCAACAAGAUCGUGAAAAAAAUUAAGAUCUCAGUUGAUCAGAUCACAGACGUGGUCCUCUAUUCGCUGGAUAAAUACACAAAGACUGUGUGCACUGAGGAGAUAAA
Molecule: messenger RNA, 808 nt
Organism: Cariama cristata (Red-legged seriema)
Lineage: Eukaryota; Metazoa; Chordata; Aves; Cariamiformes; Cariamidae
Product: beta-arrestin-1-like
Exons: 10
Biological process (GO): visual perception; G protein-coupled receptor internalization; signal transduction
Molecular function (GO): G protein-coupled receptor binding
Source: RefSeq, a predicted model, not a curated record